AUGCCAGGGAUUGGCGGCAAUGCGAGUGGGUGGGGCAUCGCUUUCAGCACGCAGUUCAGCGAGGCCGCGCAGCUGCAGAUGCAGAACGCCGCGGCGCUACUCGAGAAACUGCCUUACAAGAUCGUGCGCACGUACAACCUCGAGAACCACGUCAUUCCUGCCGUACUGGGCUCAGUCCAGGUCGAGUCACUCAUCGUCGGUGUCACCAACGAGCACGUCAAUAUGAUCAGCUCUGCCGUUGCGGUCGCCGAUUCGGUAGUUGGCUUCAUAAUCAGCGAAGCUGGCGAGCACCUUGAGCGCGUCACCGCCAUCGCUAUCGGCAAUGAGCCGAACGAACCCGCCUCCUAUGUCCCGCCCGCCGUUGUGCUCAGCGCCCUUGCAAAUUUCCGCGCUGCCCUGGCCAAACGGCCUGAGGCCGCACACAUCAGGCUGACAGUGCCGAUGACGGGCGGCGUGAUCACGCUAUCCUACCCUCCCGAGGCUGCCAUCGUCGAUCCCACCUGGGUCGACGUGCUCCGCGACGUCGACGUCGUUUCGAUAAACUGGUUUCCUUACUUUGUGGCGAAGAGCGAGCCAGCCAUGCCCAUCGGAAUCGCCCUCGGCACCAUGCCUCCCCCAUGGCACUACCCGCCCGACGCGGCGCGUACGAGUGUGUGGGACCCGGCGCACGCGGACCCCACAUUUGGCCUCCACGAGGCCCGCUCGCUCCUCGACAUAAUGCUCCACGCUUCCAAGUUUGCCCUGCACAGAGCUGGUCUUCCGCCCGACAACCUGAUGGUAGGCGAGACGGGAUGGCCAUCGGGCGGCAGCUGGGUAGCCACCUUGCCCAAUGCACGCACCUUUUACGAAAACUGCCUCACCGGCCGCAUGCGCUCGCUCAUUAAUAACGAUGUCACCAUCAUUUUGUUCGAGCUGAUGGACGAGGCCCUGAAACCGGGCAACGAGGACGAGCACUACUGGGGGCAGCUGACAGCCGGGCUCGAGCCCAAGUGGUAG
Emiliania huxleyi CCMP1516 is the source of this 996-nucleotide messenger RNA. RefSeq lists its product as hypothetical. Bases 1 to 996 code for a protein of 331 amino acids. Gene Ontology annotation, molecular function: hydrolase activity, hydrolyzing O-glycosyl compounds. Gene Ontology annotation, cellular component: plasma membrane. Gene Ontology annotation, biological process: carbohydrate metabolic process. Lineage: Eukaryota; Haptophyta; Isochrysidales; Noelaerhabdaceae. The transcript has a single exon. The record is from RefSeq and is a predicted model, not a curated record.